CAGAGUCAGAGACAGAGUGCACGAUUAAUGAGCUCUGAUAUCUGAGCUCAGAAUGAAGAUCCUCCUCAUCUUCACCCUCUUCCUGAUUUCAGUAGGUGGAGGAGAAUCAGAGAGAGUGACAGGAUAUUCAGGAGGAGGAGUCCUUAUCAACUGCGCAUAUAAGACAAACUUCACAUCAAACCCAAAAUAUUUCUGUAAGGGUUCAUGGUCAAACUGUGCUGACCAGAUCAGAACAAGAGUUAAAAAUGAGUGGAUAAAUAGAGGAAGAUUCUCACUGUUUGAUGACACCAGAGCUGCAGUGUUCAUGGUGAAUAUCAGUGAGCUCACUGUGGAAGACUCUGGAACGUACUACUGUGGAAUCGAUAUAUUUUUUGACUAUGACGUCUACACAACAGUGGAGUUGAAUGUAAACGGAGGAACCCAAGCUGGGCAACCCAUAUGGCCACGUCAUCUGGGUCCAUCAACAUCUUCUGCAUCUCCAACAGGUCUGGCUGUGUACUCCGCUAUCGGUGCUGGUUUGGUCUUGAUGACUGCUGCUCUGAUUACAGCAAUUUAAUGCAAAAUAAAAGGCAAAGAUUCAGAAACAAUGACAAGAUCUUCCAGAGAG
Colossoma macropomum (tambaqui) is the source of this 607-nucleotide messenger RNA. Its product is annotated as CMRF35-like molecule 6. Lineage: Eukaryota; Metazoa; Chordata; Actinopteri; Characiformes; Serrasalmidae. The record is from RefSeq and is a predicted model, not a curated record. The transcript has 5 exons. The coding region runs from base 53 to 556 and encodes 167 amino acids.